GUCGGUAUGGAACGGAGAGACCGGCUGCUGCUGCUGGAUAUAACGGGCCUGGAGGAGCCUCAGCGGGGUCUCCGUGUGCUAGAAUGGCUCCGGUACUUGAGGGCAGUGCUGCCCGUCACACCCCGGGCCGAAAUAAAGGAAAACCAGAAGCAGUUGAUUGAGCAGUUGACAUUGAUAAUGACAGGAUCCCCUGGUCCUCCAGCACGUCGACUACUGGCUCACAACCUGGCUGUGAUCUAUAGCUCCGGAGACACCUUCUCCGUAUAUGAGACCAUUGAUCGCUGUAAUGAGCUGAUACGCAGCAAGGAUGACUCUCCCAGUUACCUUCCCAGCAAACUUGCUGCUGUGGCUUGUCUUGGAGCUUUGUACCAGAAACUGGGUCGUCUGCUGGGAAGUACCUUCAGUGACACGGUGUCCAAUCUGCUGAAAGUUCUACGUAAUGCAGAGUCUCAGGGCCGCUUUGAGAUUAUGUUAAGCCUGGAGCAUAUUGUAACUGGCCUAGGACCAUCAGCUGCACCCUGUCAUCGUGACAUUUACAAGGCCGCCCGAUCAUGCCUCACUGAACGCUCAAUGUCUGUACGCUGUGCAACUGCUCAGUGCCUCCUAGCUCUCCAGAAUGAAGCAACCUUCAUGUGGACCUCUGACCUAGAAAGUUUGGUUUCUCUUUGCUUCAAGGCUUUUGAAGGCAGCAGUUAUGAAGUUCGCCUGGGGGUCUCCAAACUGCUGGGGAAAGUAUUAGCCAGAGCAGUGCAAGGCUCAAAUUCUCCAAAACAGAGCUUGCGUAAACUUUCCCUCCAGGAUGCUCUUGGCCUACUUUCCACAGGAUUCCUGCGUGGAAACUCUAGCUUCCUACGUUCCGGUUCAGACCUGUUGGGGGGAGCCACCUCUACAACUCGCCAAGUACGACUUGGAGCCACACAGGCAUACAUCAUCUUUGUCAGCACACUUGGGGGCCAGUGGCUUGCCAGGAAUGUCCCUGUUCUUCUGUCACAUGUUCUCGACCUCAUGUCCCACCCAAAGGCAACUCCAAACCCUGCUGAAGCUGCGUGCGCCAGGCGCUGUACAUCAUACAUUCUCCGAGCCACACUGGGAGAGCUCCUUGGAGAGAAGGCCCAAUUGGCAGCUGCUCGUGAAAUAUGUGAGGUGAUCCGGAAGGUCAUGAAGACUGUAGAUGCAGUUCUGAGUGACAGUAACCAAGAAACACGAUACAGUACUACUGAUGUCUCUGCAAGUCAGCAUGUUUUGGUGUGUACUUUACAAGAAUUUGGGGAUCUUACACUAGGACUAGGGACCAUUGCAGCACCCUUGCUGCGUGACCCCAGUGCCGGUGUUCUGGACACUGUGAUCUCUGUGAUACUUCAUCCGAGUAUCAGUGCUCGCCUGGCUGCGGCUUGGUGCCUUCGUUGUAUUGUUGUGUCUCUGCCGUCACUGGCUGCCCCUCUUCUGGACCGUUGCACUGAACGUCUUUCUGCACUGAAAUCCUCCCCGGACGCAGUGAGCGGGUAUAGCCUGGCAAUAGCUGCAAUACUUGGGUCCAUCAGACUUUGCCACCUUGGUGUGCCACAUGGUAAAGGCAAGGUAAUAAUGUCCCUGGCAGAAGAUUUGCUUUGUUCUGCUUCACAGAACAGCCGUCUUUCCACCCAGAGGACUCAGGCUGGCUGGCUCCUUAUUGCAUCCCUCAUGACUUUAGGUCCUGCCAUGGUUCGUCCUCAUCUUGGUCGACUGUUUCUUCUCUGGCGCAGUGUAUUUCCUCUGACACCCAAGGACCUACAUACAGAACUUAGUAGAGGCGAUGCCUUCACUUGGCAGGUUACACUAGAGGGACGAUCUGGAGCACUCAGUGCAAUACAAAGCUUAGUGACUUACUGCGGAGAGCUGUUAAAUGAUGAUGUUUUGAGUAGGCUUCUGCCUCCCCUUCCGUGUGCUGUGGCUCUGCUUACAUGGCUCCCAUCACUCCAGAAGACGUAUGGAAGCCCUUUGAAGGCAUGUUCCGUUCUUUACAGACAGAGGCUUUACCAGCUGCUGGUUUUACUGCCACCCAAGACUUAUGAAGGAAAUUUUUGUAUUGUCAUGAAAGAACUGGUUGCUGAUCUGACCUCCCCGGAUUACAACCCUGGGGGAGCCGCCUUUCUCUUGCCAUCACUUUGUCAUCAAGAUGACUUAAAUCUUCUGGGACCCUUGUUGCAAGAUACUGACCAUCGUGGUAUUGAAGAGCAGCUCCUCCUUAGUAGUGGCAUUCCCGGUGGAGGUUUGGAAUAUGAUAUUCAUGCCAUAUAUCAGAUGUCCCACGAAAGAGAAUCUGCACCAACCCCACUCCCUUCAGCAUUCACUGUCAUCCAGUCCGCUGCUUCGCUGUUUGGCGUUCUGUUAUCACACAUGCCAGAGUCACAGAGGCCUCAGAUACUGGGGCAGUUGUUGGAUGCCAUUAAACAGACGAAAGGCUCUCGUCAGCAGAGCGUUCAGCUAUCUGCCCUGUCUGCACUCAGCUGCUUCCUCAAGCACUUAUCAUCCAAUCGGAAUAGUUUGGAAUCGGAGGAAGCCCGGAUACCAUGUCUCUGUUUGAUUAUGGGAGCCUUGGAGAGCAACAGCCCAUGGCUACGCUGUGCGGCGGUAGAAGCCAUGGCCAGAUUGGCACAAGUAGCAGCUGAUGCUGGAUAUACUGCUGGGCUAGCACAAGCCAGCUUUGACAAGCUAAAGACUGCAAGAGAUGUGGUGGCUAGGACAGGCCACUCUCUUGCACUGGGAUCCUUACACAGAUACUUAGGAGGACUCACAUCUGCUCUGCACUUAGCCUCCUGUGUUAGUGUCUUGCAUUCACUCUCCCAGGACACCACUUCUCCGGAGGUCCAGAACUGGGCUCUGUAUUCCCUUUCCAUCAUUAUUGAUUCCUCUGGACCUCUGUACCAUGUUCAUGUAGAAGCCACCUUUAACCUACUCCUCACUGGGUUACUAACCACGUCCCUGUCACAAUCCGAGGUUCAUCGAAGCCUGGGUCGCUGUCUGAGUGCCCUCUUGAACACACUUGGUCCAGAACUCCAAGGCAGCGGGGAUGUAGUAGCCUCUCAAAGAAAUGCCUGUCUGUUGGCUUGCUCUGUGAUGCAGGAGAACCCCGACUGUUUGGUCCAAGCCCAGGGCAUCUCCUGUCUGCAGCAGCUUCACAUGUUUGCUCCAAAGCAUGUCAACCUGUCCAGCUUGGUUCCCACCCUAUGUGAGGUCUUGGUGGAUAAUUCUAUGGUGGUUCACUUGUGCAGUCCCCACUUACACCUGCGCAGAGCGGUCUUGGCCUGUCUACGACAACUUGCCCAAAGGGAAGCGGCAGAGGUGUCAGAACACGCCAUGACAAUGGUCAAGGAUGGGCAGGAGGACUUUAAUAUGGAUGUGAAUAUGAGGGAGCUCGGUCUGGAAGGAGUCUUAUUGAGCCUCUUGGAUAAAGAAAGUGACAGUCAGCUAUUGCGAGAUGUGAAGGAGACACUGCUGCACAUGCAGAACUGCACAGGUCUUGCUCGCCUCUCUUUCUGGAUUCGGCUGCAUAAGGAUAUCCUUUCUGCAUCUGCAGAUUUUGCAGCGGUGACCUCCGUAGACACGACCCAAGAGGAAGAAGGUGAUCGAGGAUGGGCUGACUCUGUGUUAACCUCUCAGACAGAGGAGGUGCUGACCUCAUCAGUCAGCCCUCGCUGGCGCACUCGGAUUUUUUCUAUGGAGUGCGUUUGUCUGCUGAUUGCUCAAUGUGAAGCAGUUGGAGGAACGCACUUCAACAUGGCUCUGGCUCAAGAAUUGAAAGAUAAAGAACCUGACAGGGACUUCUUGGUGCUGCACUUGCAGGAUCUGAUCCGCAUGUCCUUCAUGGCUGCCACAGAUCACAGCGAACAACUGCGACUAGUUGGACUUCAGGCUCUGCUCCUUAUCAUCCAACGUUUUUCUGCUGUGCCGGAGCCUGAAUUCCCUGGACACCUAAUCCUAGAACAGUACCAAGCCAAUGUGGUAGCAGCUGUAAGACCAGCCUUUAAUGCAGACACCCCACCUGAUGUCACUGCCAAGGCUUGCCAGGUGUGCAGUGCCUGGCUGGCCUCCGGGGUGGUGAAGGAUCCUGCAGACCUGCAUAGGGUUCAGCAGCUGCUAUUGUCCUCACUGAGCCGCAUACAGGUGGUGAAAGAAACCCCGAGUGUCUACAGUGAAAGUACUUCUACAAUGGAGGCUCUGGCAGUCCUGAAAGCCUGGGCAGAGAUCUACAUCGCAGCCAUGGAAAAGAUAACGGCCCAGGGCGCCGUUGGUGAAGCCACUUCUGAAGUGUUAAUGCCUCGGGUUCAGGCUGAUAUUUCCACUCUCAGUCGGUUGUGGCUGGCUAUUUUGCAAGAUCAUGCUUUGCUCACAUUGCCCACGGAGUGCUCCAAACAGCUGCCUGUCCAGGGUGGAUCUUUCUAUACAGCCGAGACCAGCAAUGCAGCAAGACCUCAUUACCUCUGUUCCUGGGCACCUAUUCUUCAUGCAUCAUCUCUCUGGUUAAGCAACUGUGGAUUCCUCCUUUCAGACCAGGAUGAAGGAAGUUGUCACCUGUCUCGUCCAGUCACCCCCACCUCUAUAGGUCAGGAAGACUGCUCAAAAAAUCAAGCCAAGUCCCCAGAGGAUCUGAACUCUGAAAGGUUCCAUCUUAUUCUUGGAAUUUGUGUUGAGUUUCUUUGCUGCCCACCUGUGGACGCUCCCAUAGAGCGAAUCACUGCCUGCCUGCGUGCCCUUAGAGCACUACUGAUUGUGGCCUGGCCUCGGACUCGGAUUGGGGCUGAUCCGAACCUGGCCAUUGAAUUGAUCUCUGUACUGCACCGCUUGCUUGUAAUGCGAGAGUCUCCAGAGGUGCAACACCUGGUGCUGGAGGUUGGGAGGCAGAUCCUGAGUGCAGCACAGGAGCACGUGAAGGAGAGGAGGCGGAGUGCAGAAGUGGACGAUGGCGCUGAGGAAAAGGAAACCUUGCCGGUUUUUGGAGAAGGUCAUGAUACUGGUGGUUUGGUUCCUGGACAGUCUUUGGUACUUGCUGCUUUGGAGUUGUGCCUUUGUAUGCUUGUCCGACAGUUACCCCAACUGAGUCCGCGUCUCUCCGGGGGAUCAAAAGGGAGUGUGGUCAAAGCACAGAGUCUGUCACAUGAUGCAAGUCUCCUAGUUUCGGAUUCAUUGGCGAUCUUGGCAGAGCUACCUUCCCUCUGCUCCCCAGAAGGCAGUGUGUCUGUCCUCCCCACUCUGCUUUACCUUGUUGUGGGAGUAUUGAAGAUCACGGCCGAGAAUCUUCCCGAAGGACGACUGCCACUGACUGUAACCUCUGCUUUGCAAGCUCUAAAAGUAAUCGUGUCUUCACCCAUGUCCAGAGUAGAGAAAACCAGAGCUUCGUGGAACAGCCUCCUGCGUAGCGCAGCCAUCUCUUUGCUUCAGGCCUGGGAUUCAGGGCAUGAGGUGGCCCUGGAUUCUAUCAGCCUGCUUACUGCUCUCACUGUAUUCCUGCUGUCAGCAAAUCCCGAGGUGCUCGCUGAGCCAGACCUUCAAAGUGCCUGUUUGCAAAGAUUUAGCCGCAGUAUCGACAGCAAAGAUCCCAAUGAGCAGUUAAAGUGUUACCGGCUACUUCUGUCCAUAUUCCAGCAUCCUGCAUCAGAUGCUGUUGCCCCAUACGUGUGUAAUCUGGCUCCACGUGUUGUGCGUCACCUGAGCCAUGCAGAGAGCAGGAAACCACAAAGUCUGGCAGAGUUAAUGGUCUUACAGGAAGGAGUGCACCUUAUGCAGGCACUUAUAGCAGCCAGCGAGGAACAGAAUCGUCCUUCUAUGAUCUCGGUGCUUCUCCACCUCCUGGUUUCCUUUCUGUUGGACGAAAACACCCUCUGCUCUACACCACCCUACUCCAAGGCACUACAUGAUUUUAGCCUGCAAAGCCUGACCCAAUUUGGCACUCUUCAUCCAGACCAGUUUCGACUGUUUAUGGGGACCUUCCCUGCUCUACGCUCUCGUGUAGAAGCUGCCCUACGAGGAAACCAAGAGAGUAUCAAGCCGAAGAUAACUGCCUCUAACCCGAAGAGUGGAGGACACGGCUCCCCAAGCAUCCAGCUGAAGACCAACUUCUUGUGAGGGCCAAUUCUUCCUGUGACUUUUCACUGGAUGGACAAGGUCCUUUCUCUUCUCUGCAGCCUUAAAGUCAGUUUACAGUUUGUUUAAACUAAACUCUUCAUUGUCACAGGGAUUUGCAGCUCUAGAAUGAGAUGGAGAUCACUCUUUCAAUGAAGGUUUUAAAUGAUUGCCUUUUAGACUCCGUACUACUUCAAUACUAUUCUACGCAGCGGUAAUGUCACAGAUGCCUUAUAGGGUUGACUUGAUAACAUUUUUCUGCAAACCUAUUGCCACUCUGUCUUGCUAACUUUGUUGUAGUGAGAAGCUUUGCUGGGUGAUCGCAGUGGAUGUCAAA
This is a messenger RNA of Pelobates fuscus (common spadefoot toad), 6436 nucleotides long. It is a transcript of the gene HEATR5A, whose product is annotated as HEAT repeat containing 5A. NCBI's taxonomy places the organism in Eukaryota, Metazoa, Chordata, Amphibia, Anura, Pelobatidae. Gene Ontology annotation, biological process: endocytosis; retrograde transport, endosome to Golgi; intracellular protein localization. The coding region runs from base 7 to 6102 and encodes 2031 amino acids. The transcript is spliced from 36 exons. Gene Ontology annotation, cellular component: endocytic vesicle; Golgi apparatus; membrane. The record is from RefSeq and is a predicted model, not a curated record.